This is a messenger RNA of Trichoderma asperellum CBS 433.97, 849 nucleotides long. RefSeq lists its product as uncharacterized. NCBI's taxonomy places the organism in Eukaryota, Fungi, Ascomycota, Sordariomycetes, Hypocreales, Hypocreaceae. Gene Ontology annotation, cellular component: membrane. The record is from RefSeq and is a predicted model, not a curated record.
AUGGCAUUUGGACUGGGGCUUGCAGUUCUGCUGGCCUUCUCCGCGCUAUUCGGCAUCGCAGCGGUCGUCCAUUUCCACAGCGCUCAUCUAUCCCUCCCAGUCAGCUCAGCCGUAACCAUCCUCACGGUGCUUCUGCCCGUCUUCUCGUUUCUCAACUCCUUCAUAUACCCCAGCUUGCUUCAUUCCGCCCGCAACUCAUCAAACCCUCUCCAUCGACUCAGCCCAACCAUCCUGCAAACCCUCCAGGGUCUUUUCACCACCAUCCUCGCCACACUGCUCUUCGAAAAGGUGGUGCCUUCGGAAACGGUGGAAUGUCUGAUAGACAACCAGUGGCAGCACUUGUGGCGUAACCGCAAUGGGGAGGCGAUUCGCUUGAUUCAAGAUACCUUGAACUGUUGCGGCCUGAACACCCUCAAAGACAGGGCCUAUCCCAUUUCCGAUCCAAAGGCCUGUGCUGGCAUGUUUGGCCGGAAUCAGGUGUGCAGAGGACCCUGGAGGUCGGCGCUCAGGAGCAGUGCAGGAGCAGACUUCGGGGUUGUCGUGGCGGUGGGAUUGUUGCAGAUUCUGAGCCUGCUCAUGACCAGAGAAGGCACCAACUGGUGGACUGCAUGGCGCUCCGUUAGCUGGCACCGACAGCAGCAGGUCAAUCACCGAGAGAGCCGUCCACUACUCGCAGGCAUCCCCGAUGUAGAUGCAGACGAGGUUGUUGAGCAACAAGAGGACUCUCCCCGCCCGCUAGGAUAUCAGAGUCUGACCAACAACACCGAUGAAGAAAACAGGCCCAGAGUUGAGCCGUCUGGCAUCCGUACUACUCGCCAGGAGGCAAAUGUCUGGGAUACCGACAACUAA